Molecule: messenger RNA, 8948 nt
Organism: Chara braunii
Lineage: Eukaryota; Viridiplantae; Streptophyta; Charophyceae; Charales; Characeae
Source: the annotation of a GenBank genome assembly
CCCUGCCUCCACCCCCGCUUUUGCGUGGUAUCUUUCCGUUUGUUCUUUCAAAAACUUUUUGUCUCUCUCCUCCUUUCAGCGCGGUGUCCAGCUUUUUGUUCUCGAAAAGCCGCGCUGGUGGUGAAUCGGCGGGACGAGGACGACUACCGGUAGCGGUGCGUGGGUUCGGUGGGGGGAGAGGCAGUGCAGGCGCGCAGGCGCGCAGGCAGGCAGGCAUGCAGGCAAAAGCAUUUCGGGGUUUGCAGUCGGAGGAGCGGGCGAAAAAAAAAGAAGCGGAGUAAUCGUCCCGCCAGCCAGGAGGGACGAAAGGGAGGGGGCAAGGUAAAAGGGAGAAGAAGGGUAAGACAAUCAUCGUCAGUCAGCCGGCGCGCGAAACGCGAAGUGCAAAGCGCAGGGAAAGGAAGACGACGACGACCACUGAACCACAGUGCAGCGCGCUGCUCUGCCAGGACCGUGUUAAUAAUAAGAGUCCCUCCUCCGCUGUUCAGAGCCCUUUGAGUAUUGAGUACGAGAGAGAGCGGCUAAUAAGGAAAAACGAAGGUAGAGCAGGCGGUGCUGUCUCUGUGGGAGAACGCGCAGAGUGUAUCGCGGAGAGGAGGUGAAGAAGAAGAGGAAGCCGACGAACGUCCUGCUCCCGAGGUGUCACCAUCGACAAAUCAGGCUUGGCGCGCAGCGGGCAGUAAUCAGUGCUCUUCCUCCAACUCUGAGUGGUAAAAGACAAAAUCAUUGUUCUUUGCUUUUCCAUUUCUUUUGUCGUGGGCAUGCGCACUGGAAUGCUGUACGCUCAGCGAUCUGAAAACCGCCGAGAGCGCCUGCUCCUCUCCCGCACCACUCGGCGCUCUGUCUACCCGGCGCUCUUCGUCUCCUCUUCUCUUCUGUUGUCUCUGAUCUCCGAAGUCACUGCUGCUGAAAAGCGUCGAGAAGAGGGACAAGACAUGGAGGGGGAGAAGGGGCUGAAGGAGGAGGAAGUGAAAGAGGAGAAAGAGGCGGAGGAAGGGAAGGAGGAGGGGGGGAAGGGGGAGAAGGGGGAGCAGUUGAAGGAAGACAAGGAGCUGGAAAUGGAGGAGCAGGGUGAUCGGGGCUCUUGUCCUUCAAGCGCAGGACUAGUGGAUGUGGAGAAGGAGCCUGACGCAGAUGAUGACGAUGGUGAACGUGAUGAUGACUUGACUGAUUCUGAAGGUGGGGAUUCAAUCGUACUAAAAGAUGAUUCCCAAUCGAAUCUUGCUGGAGGAGCGUAUCUCGGCAGAGUCGAAGAGUUGAUUGAUAGUGAGGAGGAAGAGGAGGAGGAGGAGGAGGUAGCGGAACGAUCGAAGCCAAUGAUGGAGGAGGCCGAUGUGGAUGAAGGCGAGGAGUCGAAAUGUUCGCAGAUGGAUUUUGAGCUCGGAGGAGUAAUUGUUCAAUCGCCUGAAAAAAUGUUUGCGCGGGACAAGGAGGCAUCCCUCAGAGACUUCCGCGAGGUCAGUUACGGAGGAAAUGCAGACACCGGCAUAGAGCCGAGUCAGCGAGCUUCGUUUGAUAACUACGCGUGGAAGAAGAUGGCAAUUGAUCAGGGAAAAGUGUUCACUCCCAACGCGCUGGGCUCAUCGCCGAUUGCUGUAGCGAAUGGGAAGCCGGAGCUGAUGGCGGUGGAAGAAGAAUGGCAGCAAAUGGAUUCGCCGAAUGCAAAGGAUGCAGUCCCUUCACAGGAGGAUGGGAGAGCGGCGGAAGAGGAAGACACACAGGAAGCUCCAGAUGGGGGAAUGACCGCCUCCUCUGAUACUACUGGCUCUGGAAGUAAAAAGGUCUCUUUUGCUUCGCUUGUAGCGAAGCAAAAGCCAGAAACGAUGUAUGCACUUGUCAAGGCCGUUAUUUGGCUCCGGAAGGCAGCAGAGCAAGGAGAUGAGGUGGCACAGAACAAAAUGGGAAUCUGUUACGAGCAUGGGGAAGGUGUGGGUCAAGACCUUCCAAAAGCUGCAGAGUGGUAUCGCCGAGCUGCAGAGCAAGGCAGUGCAGAUGGUCAGUUCAAUCUUGGAUACCUUUAUUUCCAUGGCAGGGGGGUUGAAAAGGACGAGGUGGAAGCGGUCAAAUGGUAUAGAAUGGCGGCAGAUAAGGGCUAUGCAAGGGCGCAGACGAAUCUCGGCUUCUGCUACGAGGGAGGAGCAGGGCUGCCAAAAGAUGAGGAGGAAGCCGUCAGAUGGUAUGAGAAGGCCGCAGCGCAAGGAUAUGCUCCAGCGCAACACAAUAUGGGAUGGUGCUAUGGCAAAGGAAUCGGCGUUGCGCAGGACUAUGCAAAUGCUGUGAAAUGGUACAAAAUGGCGGCUGAGCAAGGUUUUGCGGGAUCGCAGACGAAUCUUGGAAUGUGCUAUCGUGAUGGCCAAGGCGUGGAGAAGGACCUCGCUAUAGCAGAAGAAUGGUUCCGGAAAGCAGCUGAUAAGGGGUUCAAGGGAGGUCAGCGGAACUUGGGCUUCUUGCUAUUCGAAAAAGGAAAAGAGGAUGAAGAGCUCAUCAAGGAAGCCAUCGAAUGGCUCAGGAAGGCUGCGGACCAGGGAGAUGCGUUGGCACAGAACAAGUUGGGUGCGUGCUAUGCCCAUGGAGAAGGUGUUGAGAAGGAUGAAAUGCAAGCGGCCGAAUGGUAUAGGAAAGCUGCACUCCAAGGAAAUGCAGAAACGCAAUGCAACCUUGGAUACCUCUAUUUCCACGGACGGGGUGUGCCAAAAGAUGAGAAGGAAGCCGUGAAAUGGUACAUGGAAUCUGCAGCCCAAGGCAAUGCGCGCGCGCAGACCCAUCUUGGCUACUGCUUUGAGAAGGGGGCUGGUGUGGAGAAGGAUGACAACCUGGCAGUCAGCUGGUACCUGAAGGCUGCAGAGCAGGGCUUUGUCCAGGCUGAACACAAUAUGGGGUUGUGUUACGAAAGGGGCACAGGAGUGGAGGUCAACUACCAGGAGGCGGUGAAAUGGUAUGUGAAAGCAGCCAAGCAAGGGUUUGCCGACUCACAGAGCAACCUCGGAAUGUGUUAUCGGGAUGGUCUGGGAGUGGACAAGGAAUUGGAGCAGGCCGAGGAAUGGUUCAGACGCGCGGCUGAACAGGGUCUGAAGGGUGCGCAACGGAAUUUGGGCUUCUUGCUAUAUGAGAAGGCGAAGAGCAGCGGCGAUGAGAGUGGCCUGCAGCAGGCUGUCAAUUGGCUGGUGAAGGCUGCAGAACAGGGCGAUGCUUUGGCUCAAAACCAACUGGGAGUGUGUUACGCCAAAUCUGAGGGUGUGGAUAGGAGGGACGAAUCUGUGGGGGCAAGCUGGUAUCAGAAAUCGGCUGAGCAGGGUAACGCAGAUGCCCAAUGCAAUCUCGGGUACGCCUAUUUCCAUGGGACGGGGGUUCCUAAGGAUGAGGCUGAGGGGGUGAAAUGGUACAGGCUUGCAGCGGCGCAGGGGCAUGCUAGAGCACAAACGCAUCUCGGCUUUUGCUACGAGAAGGGCUUCGGGGUUGUCAAGGACGACAAGGAAGCGAUCGAGUGGUACAAGAAAGCGGCGGAUCAUGGGUAUGCUCAGGCUCUCCAUAAUAUGGGAUGGUGCUACGAGAAGGGGAUUGGCGUUGAACAAAAUUAUGCGACGGCUGCAGAGAUGUAUAAAAAGGCAGCAGAACUCGGGUUUGCAGAUUCACAAAGCAAUUUGGGCAUGUGCUAUCGUGAUGGACGGGGCGUCGAAAAGGACCUUGUGCAGGCCGAGGAAUGGUUCCACCAGGCUGCUGAGCAGGGUCUGAAAGGAGGGCAAAGAAAUCUGGCCUUCCUGCUCUAUGAGAAAGCAAAAGGCAAUAAAUUUGCCAAUGUUAUGUGCCCAGAUUCAGGUGAUGAAGCAGUUAUGGCACAGGCAGUCGAAUGGCUCCAGAAAGCAGCUGCUCAGGGCGAUGCACUCGCACUCAACCGGCUUGGGACAUGCUACGCAAGAGCGGAGGGGAUUGCUAAAGAUGAUGUUGCGGCGGCUGAUUGUUACCGUAAAGCAGCAAAUCAGGGAAACCCAGAUGCACAGUGUAAUUUGGGGUACCUUUACUUCCAUGGAAUCGGCGUGUCAAAGAACGAGGGAGAAGGUGUCAAAUGGUACAGGAAAGCAGCUGACCAGGGUGAUGCGAGAGCACAAGCCCACCUUGGAUUCUGUUAUGAGAGGGGUGCUGGUAUUGAGAAGGAUGACCUGCAGGCGGUUAAGUGGUAUCGCCAAUCGGCCGACCAGGGAUACGUGCAGGCUGAGCAUAACAUGGGUUGGUGUUACGAGCGUGGAAUCGGUGUUCCCCAGGAUUACUCGGAGGCUGUGAAAUGGUACACAAAGGCUGCUACUCAUGGCUUCCCGAACUCCCAGAGCAAUCUGGGGACGUGUUAUCGAGAUGGUCUUGGUGUUGGGAAAGACCUCGAGAAGGCGGAGGAAUGGUUCCGAAAAGCGGCGUUGAAGGGAGUUUGUGGAGCCCAACGGAACCUGGGAUUCCUGCUGCACGACAAAGCGAAGGGUGAGAAUAAUGCGGAUGGUCUUAACGAAGCUGUAGAAUGGCUGUCAAAGGCUGCUGAACAGGGCGAUGCUUUGGCUCAGAACAAGUUGGGAGUGUGCUAUGCCAAGGGCGAGGGUGUAGAGAAGGAUGAAUCAAAGGCUGCAGAAAGCUACCGUAAAGCGGCAGAUCAGGGAAAUGCGCAUGCCCAGUGGAAUCUAGGUUGCCUCUACUUUGAGGGGAAGGGAGUGGAGCAUGACGUUACGGAAGCGGUUGCAUGGUUCACGAAAGCUGCAGACCAGAAUGAUCCGAGGGCACAAACUCAUUUGGGCUAUUGUUAUGAAAGAGGGGUUGGAGUAGAGAAGAACGAGAAUAUGGCAGCCGAGAUUUACCGGAAAGCGGCAGAACUGGGGCAUGCGCAUGGGCAGCAUAACCUUGCUUGCUGCCUCCAGCAUGGGCGUGGGGCAGAGAAGAAUGAGGAGGAGGCUGUGAGCUGGUAUUCCAAAGCUGCUGAACAAGGUCUAGCUGAUUCCCAAUGCAACUUGGGAGUGCUUUAUAGAGAGGGCAAAGGUGUGCCAGCCGAUGCAGCAAAGGCGGAGGAAAUGUUUGUCAAGGGCGCUGUGCAGGGACACAAAGGGGCUCAGCGGAACCUCGGUCUGUUGCUCUACGACAAAGCUAAGGGUGUCAUCCAAGGUGUGGAUGCAGAUGCGUCGUUGCUGGAGAAUGCAGUUGAAUGGCUGUCGAAGGCAGCGUCCCAAGGCGAUUCCUUGGCUCAGAGUCAGCUCGGUGUGUGUUACGCACGGGGUGAGGGCAUUAGCAAGGAUGAGGUGAAGGCUGCGGAAUGGUGUGCAAAGGCAGCUAAACUGGGAAAUGCCAAUGCGCAGUGGAAUCUGGGUUGUCUUUAUUACGAGGGAAAGGGUGUGGACAAGAGUGUGGAGCGUGCGGCUGAGUUGUAUAGAUCGGCGGCAUUGCAAAAUGAUGCCAGGGCACAGAACCGGUUGGGGUAUUGCUAUGAGAAGGGCGAAGGGGUACCGAAGGAUGAUGUUGAGGCGGCCAAGUGGUAUCGCAUGGCUGCGGAGCAGGGAUGCGCCAAUGCGCAACACAAUCUGGGUGGCUGUUACGAGCGAGCUAUUGGGCUCGAAAAGGAUCUUCCGGAAGCCGCAGCGUGGUACAGGAAGGCAGCAAUGCAGGGUCAUGCAGAUGCGCAACACCAAUUAGGGCUGUGCUACCGUGACGGCAAGGGUGUCGAGAAGGACCUGGACGAAGCGGAGGAAUGGUUCCAGAAGGCAGCAGAGCAGCAACACAAGGCAGCGCAGAGGAAUCUCGGUCUGCUGCUGUACCAGAAGGCCGUGAUGGCAGACUGAAAUGACAACAAAAAACGGGCUUGAAAAAGUCCUUGGUACAUAUUAGGGAUUCAGAUUUCAUUGGUCAAUCACAGAGGAGCCUGGGGGACAGGUCUUCAACUGCUACGAAAGGGGCAAGAAAUGCUCCAAAGAGAGAAGAUAUUAGUCAUAGUUGUCCAUGCUGUGUGGUGGUGGGUUGAAGUGUUAUAUUGUCAGUAGUACUGCAUGAAAACUACCAAAUGCGAUCGUGCAUGCAUAACAUCUGUUAACCCUGGGCAUAACUUUCUGCUAUCAUUCCAUCUCCUGACGUGAUGGGCAGGUAUGGUUUCUCGAGGAAGAAAUGAAAGGCGGGCGGUGAAUUUCAUCUAUGCCCUGGGCAUAACUUUGUGCCAGUGCCGCUAUCCCAGGUGUGGAUUGCAUCUACAGCUCUCGACCAGUUUGUAUCGACUCAAGUUGGCUGAUGUUCUGCUGCUUGAUGGGUCUUUUCCCCGACGUUAACCUCCUCCUCCUGAUGCUGCUGCCGCUGCUGCUGCUGCUCGGUCCAAGUCGCUCGGCAUACCACGCCAGUUUGGUUGGUUGACAAGUCUUCCCACUGCAAGGAGCAGUGAACCUUGUCUCUCUCAUCACUCCCCCCAUCGCAAUGCCAGGUGUGAAUUGUAUGGAUGCCACACCUGCUGGCGAUGAAGGUGGGUGGGUAUGUUUUUCCUCUGGAUUUCUGGUUUCGGAAUGCUUCAAUGUAAUCGUGGAAGAUGAGUAUACCGGGUUUUGACUACCAAGGAAGUUGUGCAUUGCAUCUCGAGGACUUGGAUGACCAUCCCGUAUUGUGUAGAGGCUAAUGGCACAGGCCUGUGUGGCAAGAUGACCUUUUGGUGGCUGGUUUCCCAAAAAUGAAGUUGAUUCUUUUUGCAGUGCUCUGAGAUGUGCACUGAAGCAGCGCAGGAACGAUAAGCAGGUUGUUUUUCUUUUUGUAGUGCGCGGGGAUGUGCACUGAAGCAGACGCAGGAAUAUGACGAGAAGGUUGGCGUUGACGGCGUCAAGGGGGACGUGUUGUCGGUGCAAUCAUAUGACAUACUGAGAUGGAAUACUCACACUAUGUGGCCGCAUUCACGGCCGUACCUGGACGUAUCUGGCCGGAAUUCCGUGCAGGACUACGUAAAAAGAGCGUUGUCGUAUGAGUAUGCUGUGAGAGGGCUGGCUGGUAGCCAUAUUUGUGUUCACUGCUCGCAAUGUCAAUUGCGUCUGUGUGAGUAAUGAUGCAAACGGAGUGAACCCAAGCCACCAGUUGUGGAGGCAAUCGUACAGCAAGCCAAAGGAGAUUAGCAGAAGAUACUAGAUAAGUAUAGACUAAGUGAAAUUCAGAGGACGAGCCCUCAAUGGACCCAUUUAGCUCAUUCAUUUUCAUAUGCGUCAAUCAUCAGUACGUUUCCCAUCUGCAAACGGAGUGAACCCAAGCCACCAGUUGUGGAGGCAAUCGUACAGCAAGCCAAAGGAGAUUAGCAGAAGAUACUAGAUAAGUAUAAACUAAGUGAAAUUCAGAGGACGAGCCCUCAAUGGACCCAUUUAGCUCAUUCAUUUUCAUAUGCGUCAAUCAUCAGUACGUUUCCCAUCUGUUUUUCUCCGAGAGGGUGGUUAGGGCGUUCGAAAAUCGUGGGUAGGUGGGUUGGGCCUACUGGACGAAGUCACGAAGAGGGGUGGCGGAGCCAGGCAAAUCACGUGCCGUGUUGAGUUUGGCUGCAAUUGGCGCUUUGUUAACCAUUUGUCUAUAGUGAUGGAAUUUGCGUUCGUCAUAGGUUAAUUGCUAUUGUUGAGUACACCCUUGGGGUCAUUGAAGGUUCUAAUAGUGUAUGGAUGGAUUUCUCGAGAGUAGGGUAGUAGUGUAGGGCAUUGGGGGAGGGGGGGGGGGGGGGGGGGGGGGGGGGGGGGGGGGGGGGUGGGGGGUUGUAGUGGGAAGAGGAGGGGCGCAAGAGAACGCACAGGAGGAUAUAUAGGCCAGAUUGAUAUCGAGCUUGUUUGAGCAUUGCCAGCUGUAAGUACCGGAUUUGGAGCAGCGUGAAAUCCCUCUUCAUUACUCGUAGCAUUCCCUCCUGUUUUUCUUGAAAUUUCAAAUGUGUAUGGGUGUCAGGAUGUAGGAAUAAAAAGCACCUUGUGUGUCGUACCUCUACCAUUUGGAAACUCGUUCAUUCAAAGUUGCUAUGCACGGGUUGGGCGUUCCCGCUCAGUCCACGUAAUUGCUAUAUCGUGUGCCGCCGCGUCUCUCAAAUAGCAUUCUAGCGAGGAUUAGAGUGGAGCAGAGGUUCUGCAUAGGCUGCAUCAGCUGCGAGCGAGUAGCAAUUGCAUCCUCGUGCUAUUGUUGAAGGGAUCUCUGAUCUACCGUCGUCCAUGUCUUUUUUUGAUACAGCAUGGACAACCCCGUCCUCGGUCUCAAGCUCUUGAUUUUGCGCUUGGUCGCUUCACUUUAAUAGGCGCCUUUUCUGGCAUGCAGACCGAUGUGACCUGCAGCCUGCUUGGCUCUGUUACAUCUCCCGUGGGUUGCGCUGGUUUGCGCUGUUUGCUUUCUCCCUCUUGCCCCUGCUGCUGGUUAGCCGUUAUUGUUGCUUGCCGAUGCAUGGCUGGCUGCACUUGCCAGGUCGCUCUCGAGUUUUGCUGCCUAUUUGCCUGACUGAUCACCACGGCCGAUGUAGGCUGUGUUGGGACUGCCGGUUUCUUAUGGCAGCAUUGGCUUCUGCAGUAGUCCGUUUAAAUUCCCGAUGCGAAGGAAUCGUUCUACAUCCCCGUAAAGUAGCUAGCUGUUCCGGAGAAUCAACGCGGUUCUGAAGAAGGGAUGUUCCGGUUUUGUUGCAACAUUUCGUCCCGGCCUUUCGAUUUCCAUGAUGAUGGGGAUGAUGGCCAAAAGUCGGGGCUGACACAAGGCGCAGGCCAUUUGCCACUGUUACCAGUGCUGUGGUAUCUCGAGCUGGAUUACUAGGUUACUUUGUGUUUUUGUUAGUGACAAUCUCAGUCCAUUUGCCAUAUGGAUCGGCUGAAGAAGAAGAAGAAGAAGACGGAAAAGAGCGCACUUUGCCUGUCGUUGCCUGCUUUCCUGAUUGUUUCGUGUGGUAGCAACAUUUUUUUGUGACGUUUACACAGUCUAGGUACUAGUGUUUUGUUUAGCCUCUCGAAUGU